AUGAAAGUGAAAGUGAAAACAUUAACAGGCAGGGAUAUACCGGUUGAUGUGGAGCCUCAAGACAAGAUAAUAAGAAUCAAGGAAAUGAUGGAGGAAAAAGAGGGUAUAUCUCCAGCACAACAACGAUUAAUCUUCAACGGUUCACAAUUAGAUGAUGACAAAACUAUACAGGAUUCCGGGAUAAAUGCAGGAGCUUCUUUACAUUUGGUAUUGACCUUAAGAGGCGGGAAUUAG
This is a messenger RNA of Lodderomyces theae, 234 nucleotides long. RefSeq names its product NEDD8 family protein (gene RUB1). Gene Ontology annotation, molecular function: ubiquitin protein ligase binding; protein tag activity. The coding region runs from base 1 to 234 and encodes 77 amino acids. Gene Ontology annotation, cellular component: cytoplasm; nucleus. NCBI's taxonomy places the organism in Eukaryota, Fungi, Ascomycota, Pichiomycetes, Serinales, Debaryomycetaceae. The record is from RefSeq and is a predicted model, not a curated record. Gene Ontology annotation, biological process: modification-dependent protein catabolic process; regulation of proteolysis; protein neddylation. The transcript has a single exon.